Messenger RNA from Aureobasidium namibiae CBS 147.97, 1113 nucleotides. RefSeq lists its product as uncharacterized. The coding region runs from base 1 to 1113 and encodes 370 amino acids. Lineage: Eukaryota; Fungi; Ascomycota; Dothideomycetes; Dothideales; Saccotheciaceae. The transcript has 2 exons. The record is from RefSeq and is a predicted model, not a curated record.
AUGCUCCCAACUCUCAAACGUUUCAUUCAUCGCGCUACCCUUCAACAUCAUCGGCGCUCGGAUCGUUUUCAUCAUCGCACCGUCUGCCUUCUGUGUGAACUGAUCUUCGAAAGCAUCGCCAAGAUGUCGGACCUCUGUUACAACUGCCACAAGACUGCAGUCCACCUACCUCGCAUAUGCCAGGAGCCUCUCAAAGAAUGCACAAAUUGCGGCGCUCUUGGCCACACCUGGAACUUCUGUCAUAAAGGCGCCAUCAGAAUCAAGCCCGACUACCUGUACUACGCCCUCUGUCACAACUGUCAGAAAUGGCACCUUCCUAUCCCCUGCCAAGAGGAGUUGGUCCGGUGCGGUGGCUGCAUGCAACUCGGCCAUGCACAAGAGUACUGCGCCCUCAAUCCAUCUCCCAGCAUGGCGUUCACCGAGAGCAUGAGCAAUUUCAUCUCGCACGACCUCACCACCAACAACGCUCAAUGGAUCAUGCACAAUGCUGCUCUGGCUGAUGAGAUCUACAAGAUCAAGAUGGGAGCAGUCACAGACACACUCCAGCUCGUCGCAGCCAAAAACCGUGAAGAAGUUCGUGCUCAUCUGGCCAGUGUCUACCGUGGCCAUGGUCAUCCUUCUGUCACCGCAUCCUACCGUCCCGUGUCUACAAAGUCAUCGGUGUCCAAGCAGCUUCCUACACCUGCUGCUUUCAGAGCCGAGGUUGACUCUCGUUUACCUCUACCGCGCCCAGCCAUUCCACCAGCUCAUGUCCACGAUCAUUCGUAUGAAGGACAUAACACGCUAGCUCCUCUCCAACUCCAAAGCGAUAGAGAGUUAUACCAACACACUGCUCGAGUCUUCAGUCGUAACAACUCUUCGAUCCCAGCCAAGAACCACGAGCCCAACACAACUCCUGGUGUACAGAAGACACCCGCAGAACCCCAAUCCAUUCUCAACUUUCGCACAUACGACGCAAGUGCUGAUCAGGACCAAGUGAAAGUUGGCGGAGACAGCUCGGGCAACGUAAGUCUUGCACCAAGAAGCUCUCCCUGUGAUGACCGCGCCAACUCGGCGGACAGCAAGGCCGAGACAGAGCAGGAACGCGAGUUCUUUGACGGAGCACUAUACUAG